AUGGUGAAAGAUGAUCUAUGGUUCAUUUUAACAGAGGAGUGUCCUCCCAUUCCUGGCUCUUAUGUAAACCAAAAUGUUCGGGUUGCAUACGACAUAUGGAUCAGGGCUAACAACAAAGCCCGUGCCUAUAUUCUUGCUAGCAUAUCUGAUGUAUUGGCCAAGAAACAUGAGAGCAUGCGUACUACUAGGCAGAUCAUAGAGUCUCUGCGUGGGAUGGUUGGACAACUGUCCUUCUCCUUGAUGAAAGAAGGGGGCUUUGUUAGAGAACAUAUCAUGGACAUGAUGGUCCAUUUCCACAUGGCAAAAGUAAACAGUGAUGUCAUUGAUGAGAAGGAUCAACUACAAGCUUACCAGACCAUGAUGAGAGCAAAAGGAUUGGAAUCAGAAGUAAAUGUUACUACUGCUGAGAAAAAAGGAUUGUCCUCCAGUAAAGAAGAACGAGGGGAAAGGAAAAAGCAAACCUAUUGGUAG
This is a messenger RNA of Benincasa hispida (wax gourd), 471 nucleotides long. Lineage: Eukaryota; Viridiplantae; Streptophyta; Magnoliopsida; Cucurbitales; Cucurbitaceae. The record is from RefSeq and is a predicted model, not a curated record.